GAUGUUUCUAAAGGGUACGAAACUUUUCUAUUUCCUGAAUUUUCAAUAAACUUUGUUGCAAGCUGAUGUUGAUUGACAGAUCUACAGAGACGUCUCUCACUUCUUCGCCGAACAACAGAAGUAAAUUCCAGUGAUAGUAACGAAGGUAGUGAAGUAUCCACUGAUUCUGGCGACUAUUCCAUUACGAACAGCAAGCAAAUAAUCUGCCAUGGCCGCAAGUGCUAGACUUUUUUCUCGAGUGAAAGACGGUUUCACAACGAGUGUUCGAUUCGCGAGUUAUGAAAGCACCCGCAAGAAUCUGAAGCUGAACUCUAAUUCCAAAGUCAUCUGCCAAGGAUUCACGGGAAAGCAGGGCACCUUCCACUCGCAGCAAGCUCUGGAGUAUGGAUCGAAACUGGUCGGAGGAGUGUCCCCCGGCAAGGGAGGCCGCCAACACCUAAAUCUGCCCGUGUUUAACUCCGUGAAGGAAGCGAAAGCUGCCACCGGUGCCGAUGCAACUGUGAUUUAUGUUCCACCACCUGGUGCGGCCAAUGCCAUCAUGGAGGCCAUCGAGGCCGAGGUACCUCUGAUUGUUUGUAUCACAGAGGGGGUUCCCCAGCACGACAUGGUCAAAGUGAAGCACGCUUUGUUGGCACAGGAUAAAUCUCGCCUUGUCGGCCCCAACUGCCCGGGAAUCAUCGCUCCUGAACAAUGCAAGAUCGGUAUUAUGCCCGGACAUAUUCACAAGCGCGGCAAAAUUGGCGUUGUGUCACGUUCAGGAACCCUGACAUACGAAGCCGUGCAUCAAACGACGGAGGUGGGCCUCGGUCAAACGCUUUGCGUUGGUAUCGGAGGCGAUCCUUUCAAUGGAACGGAUUUCAUCGACUGCUUGGAAGUCUUCCUGAAGGACCCGGACACGAAGGGAAUUAUUCUGAUCGGUGAGAUUGGCGGUGUGGCCGAGGAAAAGGCAGCCGAUUAUCUGUUGCAAUAUAAUCAGAAUUCUUUCGGUGAACGCGUACAACAAGCAAACCGUAGCGCUGCUGGCAUCAAAGCCAAGCCGGUUGUUUCAUUUAUUGCUGGCCUGUCGGCCCCACCCGGUCGUCGCAUGGGCCACGCCGGUGCCAUCAUCUCCGGAGGAAAGGGAGGCGCUCAGGAUAAGAUCAAUGCGCUCGAGAAGGCCGGCGUAAUUGUGACCAGAAGUCCAGCUCAGAUGGGCAAAGAAUUGUUCAAAGAAAUGAAGAGAUUGGAACUCGCUUAAGUAAAUGUAAGUUUAACCAACAUCUAUCAUAAAUCGACAGCAAAAAUGUGUAGUAAAUAUAAAUAGGAGAAUUGUCUUCAAUGUUAUCUUCGGUCGAUUGUUUUAUAUUUUUCAUUUUUGUAUACACAAAAAUAAACCUGAAGUGGGCCAUAACUAUCCGAUCAGCUCGUAAAAUAUACUCUUACAAAGUAAUAAGCAGGUUUAUGAUGCAUUAACUGAAUACGGGAGGAUUUCUAGUUACACACUUAUGCAAAUGUACAUUAAUGGAAAUCUUGUCGUCAUAUUGCAAUUUAUUUUCCUCUCUCUGGUGUUAUAACUCGAUAUCCUAUUGUAAGACAAGAUUGAACCGUCAUAGUAACAUGCAAAGGUGCCGUUUUCUGGAAUUUAUUCCCUUCGAAACGAUUGAAUUUUAAACAAGCUUUUUGUGUAUUUACACUCGACAUUAUUGAACUGCACAAUAUGAUAGAAACGACUGCGUUUGAAUCUAUGCCGAUAGUGUUAUCAUUAGUCAUCCUAAUAAUGAACAAUUGGAUGGGUUAACGAUGGGAAGUGGGAUUGUUGAAAUGAACUGAAUCUGUAUUCGAUAAAAAACCAAAUUACAUAAAUAAAAAAAAAAUGUAAACGUU
Armigeres subalbatus is the source of this 1863-nucleotide messenger RNA. It is a transcript of the gene Scsalpha1, whose product is annotated as succinate--CoA ligase [ADP/GDP-forming] subunit alpha, mitochondrial. Gene Ontology annotation, biological process: tricarboxylic acid cycle. The record is from RefSeq and is a predicted model, not a curated record. Gene Ontology annotation, molecular function: succinate-CoA ligase (GDP-forming) activity; succinate-CoA ligase (ADP-forming) activity. The transcript is spliced from 6 exons. Gene Ontology annotation, cellular component: succinate-CoA ligase complex (ADP-forming); mitochondrion. Bases 209 to 1237 code for a protein of 342 amino acids. Lineage: Eukaryota; Metazoa; Arthropoda; Insecta; Diptera; Culicidae.